AAGAGAGCACACUUCAAGAAUCUUCUUCUUUUUUUUUUCUUUCCUCUUUCUCUUUACAGAUAACCUGAGAAAGCUCAGCUCAUCCCUCAAUUCCCAGAUGGGUUUUAUGAAUGUUCUCAAGUUCUCAGCUGCAUGCUUUGAUAUUCUUGCCUGGCCUCUAUUUGCACUGGGUUAUCCUCUAUGUGCUUCAAUUCGGGCAAUUGAGACUAACUCAAUCUCAGACUUUCGGAAGUUGGUGGCGUAUUGGGUUCUAUUUUCCUUGAUUUCACUCUUUGAUCAUGCUUUUUCCAAGCUCCUUGAAUGGGUACCAUUCUGGCCUUACAUAAAGCUGAUGGUCAUCUGCUGGAUGGUGAUACCGCAUUUUGAUGGUUCAUAUUCUGUCUAUCAACACCUAGUUCAUCCAUGCUUGUCCAUGGAUCCACAAGUUGUCAUGAAUUGGCUCUUCAAUGAAUCAAAAAAGAAGUUUCAUAGCAGAGAAACCUUUCUUGUUUCAGCGGACCAAUAUAUUAAGGAGAAUGGACCUGAAGCUUUGGAGAAACUACUUGCUAGGAAGUUGAGGAGCACAAAGCCUAAUGUUGAAGUGAAAGAGAUCAAAGCACCUGCAGCACCGGAGAAAAAAGGGGAACAGUGGAAGUGUGAAGAGCCUAAUGUCGCUCAAAAGGAGAUCCAAGUAGUCAAAGUAACAGAGAUAAAAAAUGGGGGGGAUGGAGCAAAGAGGUGUGAAUGGCCUAAUGCUGCUAAGGAGGAGGUCAAAGUGACAGAAGUAACACAGAGAACAUUUGGUGGUACAGCACAGUGGGUUAAACAAACAGAGAUAAAUCUUGGUGAAACUACAAGUAAUACAACCUGUGCUGUGGAGAUAAAAGAAAGGGCAGCAACACUGGUGGCUGCAGAAAUUGAGGCAUGUAGAGACGAUAGAACCCCCAAGAUACCUCUUCAUGAGAAAGUCCAGAAAGAGUGGGCUUGUGCUGUGUGCCAGUUCACAACCCAAACUGAAGCGACCUUCAAUUCCCACCUUCAAGGGAAGAGACAUCAGGCCAUUUCUGAGCAGCUGAGAGCCAAAAACCAGGCAACCAAAACCAAUUGUUCCCCAUCUGCUUCAAUGGCCAAGAAAUCUGAUCAGUCCACCAAAGAGGAGCAACCGAAGUGUACUUCCAACAAUCUGAAUUCCAAAAACAAUGGAAUCUCAGCUGCUUCAACAGUGAAGAAACUUGAUGAGACCAAAGAUGAUGAGCGACAAAAGUCUGCAUCUAGCAAUGGACCGAACCAGAAGAAUAACAAAAAGCAAGAGGUACAGACCAAUGAGCAAGGCCAUCAGAAGAACUUAAGGCAAACUGGUGAUGGAAUGAAAGAGUUGAGAUCAUGGUGCAAUAUCUGUAAUGUAAGCUGCACAAGGGAGCUUGAAAUGGCCUCUCAUCUCAAUGGAAGGAGGCACUUUGAUAGGAUAAAGCAGCUGUCUGAAUUAUGGUGCAGUAACUGCAAUGUAAGGUGCAGCAGUGAGGUUGAUAUGGCCUCUCACCGAAAUGGGAGGAGGCACUUGGAGCAGCUGAAGGAACGGUUAGGAUUAUGGUGCAGUAUCUGUAGUGUGAGUUGCAACAGCAAGGUGGACAUGGAUUCUCACCUAAAUGGGAAGAGUCACUUGGAUCAGAUCAAGGACCAGUUAAGAUUAUGGUGUGGGGCAUGUAAUGUAACCUGCAAGAGUGAGCGCAACAUGGCCUUUCAUCUGAAUGGGAGGAAGCACUUAGAGAAGAAGGGGGAUACCUGAUUUGCAUGUUUCUUCAGAUUAUUGAUACUUACAAAUGGUUUUAGUUAGAAGCAUACAGGCCAGUGGGUGGUGGUCACAGAUGCCUCUAUUUUGUUGUAUGAAGUAAAAACAGUAUUUCCAUGUCCAUGCCUCUAUUUUUUUUCUGAAUAAAGAUGAAUUUGAUAAUUUCAAUUA
This is a messenger RNA of Vitis riparia (riverbank grape), 1939 nucleotides long. RefSeq lists its product as uncharacterized. Bases 98 to 1765 code for a protein of 555 amino acids. Gene Ontology annotation, molecular function: zinc ion binding; nucleic acid binding. The record is from RefSeq and is a predicted model, not a curated record. Lineage: Eukaryota; Viridiplantae; Streptophyta; Magnoliopsida; Vitales; Vitaceae. The transcript is spliced from 8 exons.